Messenger RNA from Silurus meridionalis, 1052 nucleotides. It is a transcript of the gene tk1, whose product is annotated as thymidine kinase 1, soluble. The transcript is spliced from 7 exons. NCBI's taxonomy places the organism in Eukaryota, Metazoa, Chordata, Actinopteri, Siluriformes, Siluridae. The record is from RefSeq and is a predicted model, not a curated record. Bases 170 to 865 code for a protein of 231 amino acids. Gene Ontology annotation, biological process: thymidine metabolic process. Gene Ontology annotation, molecular function: ATP binding; thymidine kinase activity.
CAGAAUUUCGUUGCGCAAAAGGGGCAGGCCGGCGCGCCUCUUCGUCGUUACGACAACGUGAGAAUCUGGCGGGUCAUUUCGAAUUUCCUCUGCAGAGAAACCGGGAAACCUGCUUUCGCGGAUUUAUUACAUUUUUAUUUUAUUGUCUUGGUAAAUAAAAAUUUGCACAAUGGAAUGUUUAAACGUACCAAUUAUUAUGCCAAAUUCUCCAAGGAAAACACGGGGACAGAUUCAGGUUAUCUUCGGACCAAUGUUCUCCGGAAAAAGUACUGAGCUGAUGAGGAGAGUUCGACGUUUUCAGAUUGCCCAAUACCACUGCCUGGUGAUCAAAUAUGCCAAAGACACUCGUUACUCCGACUCGGGAAUGGCCACACACGACAAAAAUACAAUGGAAGCUGUGCCAGCUAACUGUCUAAAAGAUGUCUGGUCUCGUGCACUACAGGCCUGUGUGAUCGGCAUCGAUGAAGGCCAGUUUUUCCCGGACACUGUGGAGUUCUGUGAGGCCAUGGCUAACAUGGGGAAGACUAUAAUUGUUGCAGCACUUGAUGGCACAUUUCAGAGGAAGGCUUUUGGCAAUAUACUCAACCUGGUCCCUUUGGCUGAGAGUGUGGUGAAGCUAAAUGCAGUCUGUAUGCAGUGCUUUAAAGAGGCGUCUUACACCAAGAGACUUGGAGCAGAGCAAGAGGUGGAGGUGAUCGGAGGAGCUGAUAAAUACCAAGCAGUAUGCAGAGCAUGCUAUGGAGGCCUGAUGGAAAAUAAAGAGAACUGUGUCCCUCAGAGGGAUGAGACUCCCAGUCAUGUUCUGAAGGGGAAGCAGGUGGACCACAGUGCAUCACGCAAGCUUUUUGCAUCCCUUCAUUUAUGAACACACGCUGUACAAUUGACUAUUAACUAAUUUAAACAAGAACACAACUAUCAUAAGAAUGAGCAGCAAAUGCUCAAUUUACAGGAGCUGAUGUCUGAUAUGGUGCUUAAAGCACAAUUUUUUUAAAUGUUUGUCUGUCACAUUUUCAAUAGAUUUAAAUAAAAUGUCAGUUUUGACACUAACUGUA